AUGGAACGUACUCUAACACCGAUGAAUGUGGAUGGAAGCAGUCUGAUAACGCCACAGGCUCGUCUACAGCCCAUUAUCAUCAUCAUCGCCUCAACAACCCUCGUCUUCACAGGAUGCGGUAUAAACUUCGCAUUCGGUGUCUUCCAAGAGCUCUAUGACUCAAUGUCAAAGGAACCAAAUACACCCUUCACCGGCGCAACACCGGCACACAUUGAUCUGAUUGGCACUCUCUCAAUCGCACUGAUGACAAUCGGUGCUCCAUUCGCAACAGCAUGGACAAAACAAUAUCCCCCUCGAUAUGUCAUCUGGGCUAGUGGAAUCAUCCACUCAAGCGCUCUGCUUUUUGCAAGCUUCAGUCAACACCUUUGGCAAUUCAUUCUCACCCAAGGCAUUCUUCUCGGCAUUGCCACUUGUUUAACCUAUAUGCCAUCCGUAACCGUGGCACCGACCUGGUUCACCCAACACCGCGGAUUAGCGAUGGGAAUAAUUCUCGCGGGCACCGGAAUCGGCGGUGUUGCAUGGCCACUGGCUUUCCGAUACCUAAUUGAAUCCGUCGGAUUCCGCAAUACACUCCGUGUCACAGCCGGGAUAUCUUUCAUACUUAUUUGCGGAUCGGGAACAUUUAUACGCUGGCCCGCUAGUCAGAUCACUCGCAUUCAAGCCGAGAACGCCGCUUCAACCCGUGCAUCAACUUUCUUCCGCCUUCCGCUGGUUGACUGGCGCGUCGUUCAAAGCCGCAAGUUUGUCGCUCAUGCUAUGGGUGCAGCAUUGCAAUCUGCUGCAUACUAUACACCGGUAUUCUUUUUCGCAUCCUUUGCCCGUACACUCGGCUACUCACAAGCAACAUCGGCAAACUUUAUUGCCAUCUCAAAUGCUGCAAAUGCGCUAGGCAAGGUUGUUAUCGGCCAUGCAGCUGAUCGUAUGGGAAGACUCAACACUCUGGUAUUAACAACGCUCAUUUCAGCCGUCUCUGUGCUUGCACUGUGGCUUCCAUCGUGUCUAUCUACCACACAAUCUACCGGGAGUACACUCUUCAUCGCAUUCACAAUAUUCUAUGGUAUUUUUGCUUCAGCAUAUGUGGCUCUCUUCCCGACGAGCCUGGUGGAGUUGUUCGGUGUGCAGAACUUUGUCAGUGUCAAUGGCUUGCUGUAUAUGGUGCGAGGCUUUGCGACAUUGGUUGGAACCCCAGUUGCGGGUGCGCUGAUCCGCGGAAAUGGCGAGAAGAGCACCGGUCCGCGAAGCUAUGAGAAUACCAGCGUUAUGGUAGGUGUACUGCUGGUUGUGGCGACGUUGGCUGUGGUUUGGGCGCGGCUUGAGGCUACUCUUAACCUUGAUUCUACAGCAGGGCGCAGAAUGAAGUGGUUGAUGUAA
Messenger RNA from Penicillium griseofulvum, 1371 nucleotides. RefSeq names its product putative MFS monocarboxylate transporter. The coding region runs from base 1 to 1371 and encodes 456 amino acids. NCBI's taxonomy places the organism in Eukaryota, Fungi, Ascomycota, Eurotiomycetes, Eurotiales, Aspergillaceae. Gene Ontology annotation, biological process: transmembrane transport. Gene Ontology annotation, molecular function: transmembrane transporter activity. The transcript has 2 exons. The record is from RefSeq and is a predicted model, not a curated record. Gene Ontology annotation, cellular component: fungal-type vacuole membrane.